UUCAAAUCUUGUGCUUUUCAUAGCGUUGAAGAAGUUGACUUCAGUUUCAGUAUUCAAUUCUUAUACCAGCUUUGAUAGAACAGUGAAGAACAUCGACCCCAUGGAUAUUACAACGAAGCAGAGUUUGGUUUUUUCUGUUAAUGGGCAUAGGUUUGAGAUGUGCAACGUUGAUCCUUCGAUGACUUUGCUUGAGUUUCUGCGCUAUCAAACUCAUUUUAAAAGUGUCAAGCUAAGCUGUGGUGAAGGAGGAUGUGGUGCCUGCGUUGUGCUACUAUCGAAGUAUGAUUCUGUAAGUGACAAGGUUGAGGACUUCACUGUGAGUUCAUGUCUCACACUGCUGGGCAGUGUAAACGGAUGCUCAAUCACAACAGCCGAGGGUAUCGGGAACAGCAAGGAUGGAUUCCACCCGAUUCAAGAACGGUUCUCCGGUUUCCAUGCUUCUCAAUGCGGCUUCUGCACUCCUGGGAUGUGUGUUUCUCUCUAUGCAGCUCUUGUCGAUGCCGAGAAGACGAAGAAUCGAGCAGAGCCCCGCCCGGGAUUAUCCAAGCUGACAGUUUCCGAAGCAGAAAAGUCUAUUGCAGGAAACCUUUGUCGAUGUACCGGCUACCGACCUAUUGUCGAUGUCUGUAAAAGUUUUGCCUCUGAUGUUGACAUGGAGGAUUUGGGGUUCAACUCCUUUUGGAGAAAAGGGGAAAGCAAUGAAGUAAAGCUGAGUAGAUUACCUCGAUUCGACCGUAACGAUGCGAUUCGUGUGUUUCCUGAGUUUCUUGAGAAGGAAGCUACAGCUGGUGCCAAUAUGGACUCCCAGAGAUGUCAUUGGUAUAGUCCUGUUAGUCUUGAGGAGCUACAGAGUUUAUUGCACAUGGGAACUUCAGUGAAGAUUAUUGUUGGUAACACUGGAACAGGUUAUUACAAGGAACUAGUGCACUAUGACAACUAUAUUGAUUUGAGAUAUAUUCCCGAGCUUUCGGUCAUUAGAAAAGAUCCAACCGGGAUCGAAAUUGGAGCUGCUGUGACGAUUUCUAAAGCUAUCGAGACUUUGAAGGAAGAAAAUGAAGGUGAAUUCGGUAAAGAAGGUAAAAUGGUGUUCGAAAAACUCGGUGACCACAUGGAGAAGAUUGCUUCAAGGUUCAUCAGGAAUUCAGGUAGUGUAGGUGGGAAUUUGAUGAUGGCACAGAGGAAACAUUUUCCGUCAGAUAUAGCUACAAUACUACUUUCUGUGGAUACAAUUGUGGAGGUAAUUACCAGUCAAAGUCGUUUAAAGCUUACACUAGAGGAGUUUCUUGGAAGGCCUUCUCUGGAUUCGGAAACUGUUCUGUUAAGUAUUAAAAUCCCAUGCUGGGAACCAAGUACGAGUGUUUCUUCUGAUGCUGGCAAUAAGUUACUGUUCGAAACAUAUCGAGCUGCACCGCGUCCCCUUGGAAAUGCACUCCCGUAUUUGAAUGCUGCUUUCUUGGCUCAGGUGUCUCAGAGUCCUACUGGAUUUAUGCUAAAGAGCUGUCGGUUCGUGUUUGGUGCUUACGGAACCAAGCAUGCUAUUAGGGUGAAGGAGGUUGAGGAUUUUCUAAAUGGGAAAUUGCUGAGCAGUAGUGUGCUGUAUGAGGCUGUUACAUUUCUUGAAACUUUGGUAGUACCUGAAGAUGGCACCUCUACUCCAGCCUAUAGAUCAAGCUUGGCCGUUGGGUUCCUUUUUGAGUUCCUAAGCCCCUUAAUUGACUCGGAGCAUGAACGAUUCGGAAAAACCGACUGCCCAACUUUGUUAUCAUCCUCAAAUCAGAAGAUUCGGUUCAAAAAUGAAUAUUAUCCAGUCGGAGAGCCAGUUACAAAAACUGGAGCUAUCCUCCAAGCCUCUGGUGAAGCUAUUUAUGUGGAUGACAUUCCAUCUCCAAAAGAUUGCUUAUACGGAGCAUUUAUCUAUAGCUCGGAGCCUCGGGCAAGGGUGAAGGGCAUAAAAUUCGACCCCGAUUCAUCACCGGAUGGAGUUGUUUCACUCAUUACUUGCAAAGACAUUCCUGGUUUGAAUUUGGGUGGUAUAACGAUUUUUGGAACUGAACCUUUAUAUGCUGAUGAGCUUACAGAAGGCGUUGGUCAGCGGAUUGCCUUUGUGGUUGCAGAUUCGCAGAAAAACGCAGACAUCGCAGCCAAUCUUGUAGUGGUUGAAUAUGACAAGGAAAAUCUAGAGCCACCAAUAUUAUCUGUUGAAGAGGCAGUUGAGAGAUGUAGCUUUUAUAAGGUCCCUCCUUCCUUUUAUCCUGAACAGGUCGGUGAUUUUUCAAAAGGAAUGGCUGAAGCUGAUCACCAAAUUCAUGAUGCUCAGAUCAAACUUGGGUCACAAUACUACUUUUAUAUGGAGACACAAACCUCUCUUGCCAUCCCGGACGAGGACGACUGCAUGGUGGUAUACAGUUCUACUCAGUACCCCGAGUUUGCUCACAAUACAAUAGCUGCAUGCCUCGGUGUUCCUGGCCAUAAUGUUCGCGUAAAAACUAGAAGGCUCGGAGGAGGAUUCGGUGGGAAAUCUGUAAAAUCCAUGGCAGUUGCAUCAGCAUGUGCAGUAGCUGCUUACAGAUUACACAGUCCGGUUCGAGUUUAUGUGAACAGGAAAUUUGAUAUGAUAAUGUCAGGAGGAAGGCAUCCGAUGAAAAUAACUUACAGUGUGGGAUGCAAAAGCAACGGGAAGAUUACAGCCCUCAAACUUGAUAUAUUGAUUGAUGCAGGAAUGUUUGUUGAUGAAAGUCCUAUAAUGCCGAGUUAUAUGCUAGGUUCACUUAGAAAGUAUGAUUGGGGUGCUCUAUCUUUUGAUAUAAAGCUCUGCAAAACUAACCUUCCAAGCCGAGGAGCGGUAAGAGCCCCGGGAAAUCUACAGGCCUCAUACAUUGCUGAAGCUGUAAUCGAACAUGUCGCGUCCUACCUUUCUAUGGAAGUUGAUUCUGUCCGAAAUAUUAAUCUCCAUACUUACAACAGCCUCAACUUCUUCUUUCCGAGCUCUGCAGGAGAACCAUUGGAAUAUACGUUACCUUCAAUAUGGGAGAGGCUGGCCACUACAUCAAGCUUUUACGACAGGACCAAUAUGGUUCAAGAAUUCAAUAGGUGUCAUAAAUGGAAGAAAAGAGGGAUUUCAAGGGUGCCUAUUGUUUAUGAAGUGAUGAUGAGACCAACACCGGGGAAAGUAAGCAUUCUACGUGAUGGAUCGAUCGUUGUUGAGGUUGGAGGAAUCGAGAUGGGGCAGGGUCUCUGGACAAAAGUGAAACAAAUGGCUGCAUAUGGUCUUGGCUUGGUUAAAUGUGGUGGAUCACGUGAUCUGUUGGAGAAAGUAAGGGUCAUUGAAACUGAUACUUUGAGUGUAAUUCAAGGUGGUCUGACUGCAGGAAGCACAACGUCGGAAGCAAGCUGUGAAGCAGUUCGACUCUGCUGCAAUAUCUUGGUUGAAAGACUUAUCCCUCUCAAGGAAAAGUUGAUGGAGAAAGUCGGUCCCGUAGAAUGGGAGGCGCUGAUUGUUGAGGCUUAUGAUAAGUCUGUAAACUUAUCAGCAAGUGCACUAUACAUGCCGAACUUUUCCACCACACAAUAUAUAAACUAUGGUGCGGCAGUAAGUGAGGUGGAGGUAAGCCUUAUAACAGGUGAAACGACGAUUCUCCGGACAGAUAUCAUAUACGACUGCGGUCAAAGCUUAAAUCCUGCAGUUGAUUUGGGACAGAUCGAAGGAGCUUAUGUUCAAGGAAUUGGGUUUUUCAUGCUCGAAGAAUACCUCACGAAUUCAGAUGGAUUAGUGAUCACAGAUAACACAUGGACUUACAAGAUCCCUACGGUGGACACCAUUCCAAAGCAAUUCAACGUUGAAAUCCUCAACAGUGGACAUCAUAAAGACCGUGUUCUUUCUUCCAAAGCUUCCGGUGAGCCGCCAUUAACGUUAGCGGUUUCGGUCCACUGUGCCACAAGAGCAGCCGUAAGAGAAGCGAGACAGCAAGUCCUUUCAUGGGGUGGCGAAAAGGAGGCUGGUUCGACAUUAAUCCAAAUGGAGGUACCAGCCACCAUGCCUGUGGUGAAGGAGCUUUGCGGGCUCGACAGUGUUCAGAAGUAUUUGCAGUGGGCAUUUGGCAAAAACUUGGGCUAAAACCUUUAAGACGUGUGUGGGUAUAUAUAUAAAGUUUCUUCAUGCAGAAUAAGACUAUUUUAUUAUAUAGGGAU
Messenger RNA from Hibiscus syriacus, 4188 nucleotides. RefSeq names its product indole-3-acetaldehyde oxidase-like. Gene Ontology annotation, molecular function: FAD binding; aldehyde oxidase activity; 2 iron, 2 sulfur cluster binding. The transcript has 9 exons. NCBI's taxonomy places the organism in Eukaryota, Viridiplantae, Streptophyta, Magnoliopsida, Malvales, Malvaceae. The record is from RefSeq and is a predicted model, not a curated record. Bases 101 to 4114 code for a protein of 1337 amino acids.